Messenger RNA from Lodderomyces elongisporus, 1050 nucleotides. RefSeq lists its product as uncharacterized. The transcript has 2 exons. NCBI's taxonomy places the organism in Eukaryota, Fungi, Ascomycota, Pichiomycetes, Serinales, Debaryomycetaceae. The record is from RefSeq and is a predicted model, not a curated record. Gene Ontology annotation, molecular function: protein binding. Bases 1 to 1050 code for a protein of 349 amino acids.
AUGAAUCCUCUUCCAGUUAUCACUUUAAUGACCAUUCUCAAGCUUCCUAACGAAAUAGUUCUCAGAAUACUACGGUAUUUGGACAAUAACGAGAUCCACAAGUUGAUUGAAGAAUAUAGGCUGCUACCAUCAGCCCAGCCAAUCUUGCGUCUACUAUUUGAACGUCUAUUUGGUGGGACCUUGAUAAUUAUCAAUGAACAGCCAAGACUACAAUUUGCCCAUGAUUACGAGCUCACCAUCGACUCAUUCGAAGACAAGUUACUCAAUCUGGAUAGUUUUGAAAACUUGCUUUUCCAAAAAAUCAGGCCCACCGUGAUUGAGUUUAGAUUCACACGACAACAUAAUGAGUAUCAAAGAUUUCUUCAUGACUUGAGCAGACUACAUUCACUUAUUGACUCUGGUAACGAGAGCACGCGGCGGUAUUUUAAGAGGAUACUCAAUAUUCAUAUCCAUAUCGAUGCCCACUUGGUGUUUAUGGAGAACCCUGAUUCAUUAAAAUCAAUUAUUGUCAAAUUGAUUCUCGAACUUAGCAGCUGCUCAUUAGUGCACAAGAUAAGAAACCUAACCAUCAAAUCGAGUGAGAUUGGAAGUCUAUAUGUAGCACAAUGGUCUCAGUUAUUCAAACAAUUUAAAUCGCUAGAGGUAUUGGAUUUACUGGGGAACCUUUUAAAAAGUAAUUAUGAACAAUACUUGGAUGUAUGGGGUAUGCUGAAAAAAUUCCCCGAUACAUUGACAACACUCAACUUGCGCAACAAUAUGAUUUCGUAUGUCUCCAAGGAUUUCAUAAGCAAUCUACCACAGAGUUUGAGGAUCUUAGAUAUGGAUCAAAAUGACGUAGAGAUUGUUGAACCUUGCGAGGUUGGUAAACUUAUACCUAAUUUACGAAAGUGGUCUAUGAACCACACUAAAUUGAGUGUGAUUAGCCCAUCGAUGUUUAAAACUUGCCUGCCAGGAUUCAUAUUGGAGAUGAAGGGCACAUAUUUACCUACGUCGGAUGUUCAUAAAUUCUUCAAAAUAGCCAAAGAAGGUUCAUUUGUAGUUGUUGUUUAA